Messenger RNA from Erpetoichthys calabaricus (reedfish), 3772 nucleotides. It is a transcript of the gene ntrk1, whose product is annotated as neurotrophic tyrosine kinase, receptor, type 1. Gene Ontology annotation, molecular function: neurotrophin binding; transmembrane receptor protein tyrosine kinase activity; neurotrophin receptor activity. Gene Ontology annotation, biological process: cellular response to nerve growth factor stimulus; cell surface receptor protein tyrosine kinase signaling pathway; positive regulation of kinase activity. The record is from RefSeq and is a predicted model, not a curated record. Bases 135 to 2537 code for a protein of 800 amino acids. The transcript is spliced from 17 exons. Lineage: Eukaryota; Metazoa; Chordata; Cladistia; Polypteriformes; Polypteridae. Gene Ontology annotation, cellular component: plasma membrane; axon; signaling receptor complex.
ACGGCAGUUGCCCAGAACUAUCGGAGCAGCAACUGGUGACAGAUGGAAGAAAGCACAGGCAACAGUGGACAUUACAGAUUUUCAAUUUAAACAUAGACAAACUGGCUGACUUUUAAAGACCGACUGGCAUAGACAUGGCUUCUGGAGUUGAGGAGCACAGAUUCCUAAUCUUGGCCUUAUUUGCUUUGAUACUCCCGCUUAGCUUUGCGUGUCCAGAAACAUGCCGUUGUUCCAUUAGUUCUAUGCAUUGUUUUGAACCGGACACUAUCAGUAUGGUCCCAACACUACCCACCCAGGACAGCGAGAACAUCACAGAGAUUUACAUUGAAAGCCAGACUAUGCUGUUUAACUUAACAGAAAUUGAAUUUGCAAACUACAGAGAGCUGAAAAAUUUGACUGUUACCCUCUGUGGAUUAUCUUACAUCUCAGCCAAUACCUUCCAAAACAAUCUAAAGCUUCAAUAUGUCAAUUUGGCUUCCAAUUCCUUAGAGUACAUUUCCUGGAAAGUAUUCCAUUCUCUUCCUCUGCUUGGUCUAAUUUUGAAGGACAACCCAUUUGUCUGUUCUUGUGACAUAUACUGGUUACAACAAUGGCAGCUGAGUGGGAGAGCAGACCUUUUUAAUCAAUCACUUCACUGCCGGGACCAGGAACAUCCUUAUCCAUUAGAGACCAUAAUGUUGGCAAACUGCAGUUUACCUAAAGUUUCUAUCACACCAGAUAUGAUAACUGUAAGGGAGGGAUCCAAUCUCACCUUUACUUGUCAAGUUUCUGGAACUCCUGUGCCCACUGCAAAAUGGCAAACAGAAUACCUUCACUCUGAUUUCAUUAUGGAGAAUCUCGUUGGCGCUCCAGACCUGGAAGUUGUCCUGAAGCUGUUCAAUGUUUCACACAAAGAUAACCAACUGAACCUUACCUGUGAGGCACACAAUCAAGCUGGACCCAGUGAAGUGUCAGUUCCACUAAACAUCCUUUUUCCUGCAGAAAUCCACUUUCUUGGUGAUGCUGUGCCACAACAUCACUGGUGCUUUCCAUUUAUUGUUGAUGGAAAUCCAGCCCCCAGUUUUCGCUGGCUGCUAAAUGGCACUGAGCUUCCCACGUCACCGUAUAUUUUCACACAGAUCACCAGUGAAGUAGAUGAUGGAUCGAAGCUUCAUGGCUGCUUGGUUCUUAACAAGCCCACACACCUGAAUAAUGGCAACUACACUCUGAUUGUUAACAAUGGUCUCGGUGCUGCUACAGCCAGAGCCGUAGGCAUUUUCAUGGAUAGCCCACCAGGUGACCCAGAAGGAAUCAUCCCAGUGAACACUUUGCCUGACAAAAAACCCACUAGAAAGCCUUCAGAGAAUGUGACAGAAAACCCAGAUAACAGAAAUUUUGCAGUAUCUGUUGCUGUUGGGUUGGCUGUGUUUGCAUGCACCUUUCUCAUAGUGAUGCUAUUUGUAAUCAACAAGUGCCGACAGCAGUCGAAACUGGGAAUUCACCGAGCCGCUGUUCUUGGCACUGACGAGGAUUUGUCUGUUUCCCUCAAUUUCAUGAAAUUUGGAGCCAGCAAUCCAACAUCAGAAGAGGGUGUACUAGAAGGAGGCCUCUCUAGUUUCAUUGAGAACCCCCAGUACUUUAGUGGCAUCUUCAAGGACAAGGACAUGUGUGUACAACACAUCAAAUGGCGGGACAUAGUCUUGAAAUGGGAGCUAGGAGAAGGAGCAUUUGGAAAGGUGUACCUGGCAGAAUGUUUUAACCUCUCUCCAAAGCAAGAAAAGAUGCUGGUGGCUGUUAAGACACUCAAGGAUGCUAGUGGGACGACUCGACAGGACUUUCAGCGGGAGGCUGAGCUGCUCACAGUCUUACAACAUGAGCAUAUUGUACGCUUUUAUGGGGUGUGCACAGAUGGCGAGCCAUUGGUCAUGGUCUUUGAAUAUAUGAAGCAUGGAGACUUGAAUCGCUUCCUCAGAGCUCAUGGCCCUGAUGCCCGAAUAUUAGAUGAUGGAAAGGUCCCACUGCUUGGCCAACUGACACUACCUCAAAUGUUGCAGAUUGCGGCACAGAUCGCUUCAGGCAUGGUCUAUCUGGCAUCACUUCACUUUGUGCAUCGAGAUCUGGCUACUCGAAACUGUCUUGUUGGAGAAGGCCUUGUGGUCAAGAUUGGGGAUUUUGGCAUGUCCCGAGAUAUCUACAGCACAGACUAUUACAGGGUUGGAGGUCGUACUAUGUUGCCUAUUCGUUGGAUGCCUCCAGAGAGCAUCAUGUACAGGAAGUUCACUACUGAGAGUGAUGUUUGGAGUUUUGGAGUCGUUCUUUGGGAAAUUUUCACAUAUGGCAAACAACCCUGGUAUCAGCUGUCCAAUAAUGAGGCCAUCGAAUGCAUCACACAAGGCCGAGAACUGGAGCGCCCCCGUACCUGUCCCAAAGAGGUGUAUCUCAUUAUGCAGGGAUGUUGGCAGAGGGAGCCCCAGCAAAGAUUGAGCAUAAAAGAAAUCUACGAUCGUCUGACAGCACUGGUCAAGAGUCCGCCUGUCUACUUGGAUAUCUUGGGAUAAUUACAGUCCUUGGAGAGAUCAUUCAUAUAAUCUACACCUGGAAGAUAACUGGUUCAUGACCAGUGUGGCCACAAGUCCUUUGCGUUUCAUCCCCUUGGUUCCUUUUUGCUAACAGACUUGAAAAUGGAAAAGGAGAUGGCCAUGCUUAUAAUACUUUUUUUAGAAUCCUCAACAAAUGAAACGUAAGGAUGGACCAAACUCUCUGACCUCUUAUUAUUACCUAGUAGGAAAUUGUGUUGGAGCACUUUUUGGGAAGCAGUAUCUGUUAAAGAUAAAUUUUGAUCUAAAACUGAAGAAAAGAAUGUUUAACUGUGAUUUUUGGAAUUAAAUUGCUUUUUGAGAUCAUAGGGGAAAAUUUUUUUUUUUUCAUUUGCUUUCAGUCAUACUCUGGUUAUUAUGUUUGAUGUGCUUGAUUUUAAUACUGGUAUCAACCUUAUGUGUGUGUGUAUGUGUCCAGGGAUGUGUGCUUUUACCAGUCAUAUUUAAAGGUAUAUUUGAUCAUAUUAACAGAACAAGGAAUACUGUGCAUGGGUCUGUUCUGAAAGAGUAUGAGAUACCAGCAGAAUGAAAUUUUAGAGUAAACCUCACUGUUGAAAACUUAAACAUGUCUGAUCAUCAGAUACUGGUCAGAGAUUUGCUUGACAGUGCCAAGAAGGAUUCAUAGCCCAGGAAUAAAAAAUACAGCGGAGUAUAGAAAUGAAGAACAUUUAAGGUGCAUGGAAAAGAAGCAUUCCUUUGUUAAAGAUGACAGGAAUCUCAUUCUUCAGAAAGUCUGUGAAAAGAUAAAAAAAAUCAUAGUGAAUCAAGGGAUUCUGGCUAAGACUGGGGAAUGAAUAAAUGUGGACACCAGACAAAAGCUGUAACAGACGUCCAUGUGCCGACUUUGAAUGGCAAAGCUGCAGGGAAAAAAAGCCCCAUUGUUGACUAAAGCACUCUAACACAUUCAAAUGGAACUAUUGUAUUGGGCAUUGGUUUUAAGGAUGUUUCAAAAGGUAUGGUAAUAUCUAGAAACCCAAUUUGCUAAUUGAGGUUUUUAGAUGUUGUACAUCUUAUGGUAUUUUCUGAGGUGGUGAAGAAGUAACUCAAAAUAGAAAUAAAAUAAAGCAUUUGAUGAAUCUAUCAAAACUACAAGUAUUGUCAGAUACCUAAAAAACUACAAACAUUCUGUAAAAAUAAUUAAUCACACUAGAAAGCUGUCCAUAUUGUAUUAUUGAUGUCAGGUAAACAACAAUAAA